Molecule: messenger RNA, 2048 nt
Organism: Octopus sinensis (East Asian common octopus)
Lineage: Eukaryota; Metazoa; Mollusca; Cephalopoda; Octopoda; Octopodidae
Product: cell wall integrity and stress response component 2-like
Exons: 11
Source: RefSeq, a predicted model, not a curated record
CCAAUUCAAAAACGGCGGGACCAACGACCAUUACAACGGAGCCGAGCAAGAUCACAGAAAAUACAACUUCUACUUCGCCAACAGGACUCACACCUUCGUCAUCAGCAGACUCAUCCUCUGUUACACCUGGACAGAAUCAAAGCUCAUCAGAUUCAAUGACAAGUACUUCGCCCACGGGACCCUCAACUUUGUCACCUCCGUCACCUCCGUCAUCUUCGUCAUCUUCGUCAUCCUCUGUUACGCUUGGAGAGAACCAAACCACAAGUACUCCGCCCACGGGACCCUCAACUUCGUCACCUCCGUCAUCUUCGUCAUCUUCAUCAUCUUCGUCAUCCUCUGUUACGCUUGGAGAGAACCAAACCACAAGUACUCCGCCAACGGGACCCUCAACUUCGUCACCUCCGUCAUCUUCGUCAUCUUCAUCAUCUUCGUCAUCCUCUGUUACGCUUGGAGAGAACCAAACCACAACAGAUCCCUUGCAAAGUACUCCGCCAACAGGACUCACAUCUUCGUCAUCAGCAAACUCAUCUUCUCUUACACCUGGACAGAACCAAAACACAACAGAUUCACUGACAAGUACUUCGCCAACGGGACCCACAUCUUCGUCAUCACUGGUAUCGUCCGUUACAUCUGGAGAGAACGGAACUGCAACAGAUUCUUCGCAAAGUACUUCGCCAACAGGAACAUCAUUGCCACUAUCACAACCAUCCGUAACACCUGGACUGAACCAAAGCACAGCCAAUUCCUUACAAAGUACUUUGUCAUCUGUACAAAAUUCAACGGAAGUCUCUAAUGGUGAAGGUCAGACAACUGGAAAAUCAACUGAUAGUUCGUUCGUUCCAACGACGACGACACUUGGUGGCGCAGUAUCGAAUCCCUAUUCAAAUGGCGAGUUUUUCGGUGCCGUCGGAGUGUUGCUGUUCAUAAUAAUAAUUUUGAUAGUAGUAAUAAUUUUGGGUUAUUGUUGGUGGCGAAAGCAAAGAGAUAACGACGACGGUGAUAGUGAGGCGAACUUAGCGACGAAGCCGUCAGCCAUCGCAGAGUACGACAAUCUUUCGAAGAAUUCUUCCAAGAUGAACGGCAUUGAAAACAAUGCUGCAAAUUUAUCAGGCUUACUAGAGAGCGGUGAUCUUCCAAAAGAAGACUACGACAGUGAGUCGCAGGUGCCUCCCCUGAAAAGCGACGUUGUUGAAAAAAUAGAAAAUGAAAACCUGUAUACUAGUCUUAAGCCAAGAAUUCCCGACAACGCAGCUGGAGAUUCUUUACCAGCUGAAGAGCCUCCAAUCCAUACUAUAGUAUAUGACAACUUGGAAAGUGUUCCUACUCUGGAAGAUAUGGAGGGAAUCCCUGACAACACAGAGGUGGCAUCUCCUGAUCCCUUGGAAAGCGUUCCUACUCAGGAAGAUACGGAUGCAAACACAGAUGUAGCAUCUCAACAAUCUUUAGAAGUUCCAGUAACCAUGACAUUUGCUGAUUUAGGCAAGAAUAAUAGCGUCAGUUUUGCUGAUGACGACAAUUUGUUGAAACCUGACAGCGAUGGCCAAGACGAUAACCAGACGGAUGGUCUUUCAUACGUCGACCAUAUUGACAAUGAUGGCAACAACGAUGACGACGAUAACCAUUCCGAUUCUUCAGAUAAACCAAAUGAUGAAGAAAUGACGUGGGUUGUUGCUGACAACGAUGGCAGUCAACUUGGCCAAGAAGAUACUGAUCAAGCGACAGAUGAAGAAUCGCCGCAGCAGAGUCCUUUGCCACAAAACAAUGAAAUAGCUUAUGCACCGCUUCUAGAUGACUCACAAAGAGAUUCAUGGGGAGCCACUAACCCUGUGUAUGAUUCUAUCAGACUUUAAGGAAUAGAAACAACGAAGAACCUUAACCGAACUCAUAACAAGCUUCUUCUAUUCCUAAUCCAACGUUCUCCCUUCUUCUAAUCGACAUUAUCAUAAUCAUUUUUCAUAAUCAUCCACAAACUGCGACAAUAAUUCUCUCCGUAAAAGAAGAAACCUUUGGUAUGAACUACACCCCCCCCCAAAAAAAAAACAACAAAA